Messenger RNA from Candoia aspera, 1958 nucleotides. RefSeq names its product dihydrolipoamide dehydrogenase (gene DLD). The record is from RefSeq and is a predicted model, not a curated record. The coding region runs from base 120 to 1646 and encodes 508 amino acids. NCBI's taxonomy places the organism in Eukaryota, Metazoa, Chordata, Lepidosauria, Squamata, Candoiidae. Gene Ontology annotation, molecular function: flavin adenine dinucleotide binding; dihydrolipoyl dehydrogenase (NADH) activity. Gene Ontology annotation, cellular component: mitochondrion; oxoglutarate dehydrogenase complex. The transcript is spliced from 14 exons.
CUGCCGCGCCUGCGCGAGUCCUCCGCGGCGUCCUUGGAGGUGGUGGUGCGGCUGCCUCUCCUUCGCAGGCUCGGCGGACGCGGGUGGCGGGGAGGCGGCCGUGAAGAAGCGCCGCCGACAUGCAGAGCUGGAGCCGGGUGUGCUGCGCCCUCGCCCAGAGAGGCCAUUUUAGCCGGAUCCAGCAUGGCUUACAAAGCAUUUCAGCAGGGCCUGUGAGAACUUAUGCUGAUCAAGUUGAUGCUGAUGUUACUGUCAUUGGGUCUGGCCCAGGAGGCUAUGUUGCUGCUAUCAAAGCUGCUCAACUUGGCUUUAAGACUGUCUGUGUAGAGAAAAAUGAAACGCUGGGUGGAACCUGUUUGAAUGUUGGAUGCAUACCUUCUAAGGCCUUGUUAAACAAUUCACAUCUGUAUCAUUUGGCUCAUGGGAAAGACUUUGCUAGUAGGGGAAUUGAAAUUACAGGUCUCCGGUUGAAUUUAGAGAAAAUGAUGGAACAGAAGAGUGGUGCAGUGAAGUCUUUAACAGGGGGAAUUGCUCACUUGUUUAAACAGAAUAAGGUAACGCAUGUGUCUGGCUUUGGAAAAAUAACUGGCAAAAACCAGGUCACAGCAACCAAGGAUGAUGGCAGCACUCAGGUUAUUAAUACGAAGAACAUCCUUAUAGCUACAGGUUCUGAAGUAACACCUUUUCCAGGAAUUACGAUUGAUGAAGAUACAGUUGUAUCAUCCACUGGCGCAUUGUCUUUGAAACAAGUCCCUGAAAAAAUGGUGGUCAUUGGUGCAGGAGUCAUUGGUGUGGAACUGGGUUCAGUUUGGCAGCGUUUAGGUGCAGAUGUGACAGCUGUGGAAUUCUUGGGCCAUGUUGGUGGAUUGGGCAUUGAUAUGGAGAUAUCCAAGAACUUCCAGCGUAUUCUCCAGAAACAAGGGCUUAAAUUUAAACUAAAUACUAAAGUAACUGGAGCCACUAAGAAACCAGAUGGAAAGAUUGAUGUUUCGACUGAAGCUGCAGCUGGUGGCAAGGCAGAAGUGAUUACUUGUGAUGUCCUCCUGGUUUGUAUUGGUCGGCGCCCCUUCACUAACAGUCUUGGUCUGGAAGAUGUGGGAAUUGAACUAGAUAAUCGGGGAAGAAUCCCAAUCAACAACAGGUUCCAAACCAAAAUUCCAAACAUUUAUGCAAUUGGUGAUGUGGUGGCUGGACCAAUGCUUGCUCACAAAGCCGAAGAUGAAGGCAUCUUGUGCGUUGAGGGAAUAGCUGGAGGUGCAGUUCACAUUGACUACAAUUGUGUGCCAUCAGUAAUUUACACACACCCUGAAGUUGCCUGGGUUGGCAAAUCAGAAGAACAGCUGAAAGAAGAGGGGACAGAAUACAAGGUUGGUAAGUUUCCUUUUGCUGCUAACAGCAGAGCCAAGACCAAUGCUGACACAGAUGGUUUGGUGAAGAUCUUGAGUCACAAAACAACAGACCGGAUGCUGGGAGCACAUAUUCUAGGCGCUGGUGCGGGUGAAAUGGUUAACGAAGCUGCUCUGGCAAUGGAAUAUGGUGCAUCAUGUGAGGAUGUAGCCAGAGUUUGCCAUGCUCAUCCAACUGUAUCUGAAGCCUUCAGAGAAGCAAAUUUAGCAGCAUCAUUUGGCAAGGCGAUCAACUUCUAAAGUGAAGGAACAUCCAUAAUAUGAAAAGCACAUUUUCCUGUGAAACCAGCUGAAGACUUGGUGGAAAACUGGGUCUUUGGAAUACUCCCAGGCCUUAAUUAAGUGAACUUUUGUUUAAAAACUAAGCUAUUUAAACUAAUAGGGGUUUGGAAUUAAUGAACCAACAACUGUAUAUUAUAUUACCAAUACUAUAUUGCAUUACUGAUUGUACAUUCUAAGUUUCACAGAAGAAAAACAGCAAUAUCAGCUUACAGUUGGAGGGAGCUUAAAGGUACCAUCAUGCAUUUCGUUCAAAUAUAGUGUCUGAUAUUA